Molecule: messenger RNA, 222 nt
Organism: Closterium sp. Naga37s-1
Lineage: Eukaryota; Viridiplantae; Streptophyta; Zygnematophyceae; Desmidiales; Closteriaceae
Source: the annotation of a GenBank genome assembly
AUGGCAGCCUUAAUGACCAACAAAUCAGCAAGGUUUCUCCGACUGCCAGAGGGCAGCCAUAACAGCCUCAAUGGCAGACAGGGCAGCAGAGCUGGCCCCGGCCGGCCCCUCAACGUGCCCCCGCCCCCCUUCGCCCGCUGGUUCCUCGGUGAUUCUGGGGGCAAGGGCCAGCAGGUGCGGGACCACGCCACUUACAGCGUGACAACACCACUAACAGCGUGA